Molecule: messenger RNA, 1728 nt
Organism: Pichia membranifaciens NRRL Y-2026
Lineage: Eukaryota; Fungi; Ascomycota; Pichiomycetes; Pichiales; Pichiaceae
Exons: 1
Coding region: 1-1728 (575 amino acids)
Biological process (GO): pyrimidine nucleobase biosynthetic process; CTP biosynthetic process
Cellular component (GO): cytoophidium; cytoplasm
Molecular function (GO): CTP synthase activity; identical protein binding
Source: RefSeq, a predicted model, not a curated record
AUGAAAUACGUUGUCGUUUCAGGUGGUGUCAUCUCCGGUAUUGGUAAGGGUGUUCUUGCGUCGUCCACCGGUCUCUUGCUCAAAACGCUUGGUUUGAGAGUCACGUCCAUCAAAAUCGAUCCAUACUUGAACAUCGAUGCAGGUACCAUGUCACCACUGGAACAUGGUGAAUGUUUCGUCUUGGACGACGGCGGAGAGGUUGAUUUGGACUUGGGUAAUUACGAAAGAUACUUGGGUAUCUCUUUGACCAGAGACCACAACAUCACCACCGGUAAGAUCUACUCUGCAGUCAUUGAAAGAGAGAGAAAGGGUGACUAUCUCGGGAAGACCGUCCAAGUUGUUCCUCAUAUCACCAAUGCUAUUCAGGACUGGAUCGAGAGAGUCUCGAAGAUCCCUGUCGACAACUCUGGUGAAGAGCCAGACGUCUGUAUCAUCGAAUUGGGUGGUACUGUGGGUGACAUCGAAUCUGCACCAUUCGUCGAAGCAUUGAGACAGUUCCAGUUCAGAGUCGGCCAUGAAAACUUUGCGUUGAUCCAUGUCUCAUUGGUGCCAGUCAUCCAUGGCGAACAGAAAACCAAGCCAUCACAGGCUGCCAUCAAGGAUUUGAGAUCUUUGGGUUUGACGCCAGACAUGAUUGGCUGUAGAUGCGCAACUGCCCUAGAAAAGCCAACAAUUGACAAGAUUGCCAUGUUCUGUCAUGUUGGCCCUGAACAGGUUUUGGCAAUCCGUGAUGUCAACUCUACCUAUCACGUUCCAUUGUUGUUGAAGGAGCAAAAGAUGAUCCAUUACUUGUCGAAGAGAUUGAACCUUGGUGAGUUGAAAAUCAACAAAGAUAUGCAAUCGAAAGGUGAAGACCUAUACCACAAAUGGACGUCAUUGACUGUUCAACACGAUAAAUCCUUUGAAAAGGUCACCAUUGCCAUUGUUGGUAAGUAUACCAAUUUGCAUGAUUCAUACCUUUCGGUUAUCAAAUCUUUGGAACACGCAGCCAUGAAAUGUGUGAGAAGACUAGAAAUUGUUUGGGUUGAAUCUUCGGAUCUAGAACCAGAGACUGAGUCCAUUAACAAGGCGAACUUCCACACUGCAUGGCAAUUAGUGUGCAAGGCUGACGGUAUUUUAGUUCCAGGUGGUUUUGGAUCUAGAGGUAUCGAAGGUAUGAUUGCAGCUGCCAAAUGGGCUAGAGAAAACAAGGUUCCGUAUCUUGGUGUUUGUUUAGGUUUACAGGUUGCCGUCAUUGACUUCACCAGAAAUGUGUUGGGUAAAAAGAAUGCUUCAUCUGUUGAAUUCAACAUUGACUUACCUGAGGAAGAACAGGCGGUUGUUUACAUGCCAGAAAUUGACCGAGAAAGAUUGGGAGGUACCAUGAGAUUAGGUUUGAGACCAACAGUUUUCCAAGAGGGUUCUGAAAAGUCUGUUAUUAGAACCUUGUAUGGUGAUUCAACGGAAGUUUACGAAAGACAUAGACACAGAUACGAAGUUAAUCCUAAAUUGGUUGCCGACAUUGAAUCUCACGGUAUGAAAUUUGUUGGUAAGGAUGAGACUGGACAAAGAAUGGAGAUAUUCGAACUCGAUGACCAUCCAUUCUUCGUUGCCACCCAAUACCACCCUGAAUACAUUUCAAAGGUUUUGGACCCUUCAAGACCAUUCUUGGGUUUGAUUGCUGCAUCUGCUGGUGUGUUGGACGAUAUCUGCAAGUUGGACCUAAAGCAACGUGAUAACGACUUCUGA